UCUUCCUUAUCUAGCACUUACAAAUAGUGGGCGGGAAAUCCUCCUUGUGCCAGACAGGAUGAAAUGAUUUUAAAGGAGACUGACACACACCGAUUAUCCGGAUACAAAUGCAAGCAAUAUUUCUGAAAACCUCGCAUUGGAGACAUGGAUCAGAAAGCCUGAGGUGAAGGAAAUGGAGACAGCAAAGCUCGUGCAGUGAGUAGGAACAAAAGAUGACCGGAGUCUCUGCCUUCUGAAGGCUCUGACACACUGGAUCAAAAAUAUCAAAAACAGGGGUGGAGGAGGAGACAUCUUAUGCUGGCAUUGACUUCCUCUUUAUUCUUGAGCACAUUUUACGUGAGUGCAGCCAUGGACUCCAAACCCAAUAUACUUCUGUUCGUGGCUGAUGAUCUUGGCAUUGGAGAUAUUGGUUGCUAUGGGAACAAUACCAUAAGGACCCCGAACAUUGACCGUCUGGCUAGAGAAGGAGUGAAACUUACUCAGCACAUUGCUGCCGCUCCACUCUGCACUCCGAGCAGAGCAGCUUUUCUCACUGGCAGAUACCCCAUCAGAUCAGGGAUGGCCUCCAGCAAUCGGUACCGAGCGCUGCAGUGGAACGCAGGGUCAGGAGGGCUCCCUGCAAAUGAAACAACCUUUGCCAGGCUGCUACAGAAACAAGGUUACACCACUGGGCUGAUAGGAAAGUGGCAUCAAGGUGUAAACUGUGAAUCCUUCAGUGAUCACUGUCACCAUCCUCUGAACCAUGGAUUUGACUACUUCUAUGGCAUGCCUUUCACGCUUCUAAACAACUGCCAGGAAAACAAACCCCCAGAGCUGGAUGCAGCCCUUCAAGCCAAGCUUUGGCUUUACAGCCAGAUAGUUGCCCUUGCUGUGCUGACUCUCACCGCUGGAAGACUGACUGGUUUAAUUUCCGUCUGCUGGAAGACAAUUGGAUAUUUUACUUUGGUUGGCUGCAUCUUCUUCAUUUCUUGGUACUCCAGUUAUGGCUUUGUGCAGUACUGGAACUGUAUCCUGAUGAGGAAUCACGAUAUUACUGAGCAGCCCAUGAGGCUGGAGAGGACUGCGUCACUCAUGCUGAAAGAGGCAGUCUCAUUUAUCGAAAGAAACAGGCACAGAAAAUUCCUUCUUUUUGUCUCCUUUCUUCAUGUUCAUACCCCACUUUUUACCACAGCAAGAUUUUUGAGAAAGAGCAGACAUGGUUUAUAUGGAGACAAUGUAGAAGAAAUGGACUGGAUGGUGGGUAAAAUUCUGGAUGCUCUUGACAAAGAAGGUUUGAAGAAUAAUACAUUCACAUACUUUGCCUCCGACCACGGAGGACAGCUGGAGGCUCAGGAUGGAUCUGCCCAGUUAGGUGGCUGGAAUGGUAUCUAUAAAGGUGGAAAAGGCAUGGGAGGGUGGGAAGGAGGAAUCCGUGUGCCAGGAAUAUUUAGAUGGCCAGGAGUGUUACCUGCCAAUAUAGCUAUCGAUGAACCUACAAGUCUUAUGGACAUUUAUCCCACCAUAGUUCAUCUGGCUGGAGGAACAUUACCUCAGGACAGAGUAAUCGAUGGCCAGAACUUGAUGCCGUUACUGCAAGGACGUGUUCAACACUCAGAGCAUGAGUUCCUGUUCCACUACUGCGGGUCCUACUUGCAUGCAGUGCGGUGGCACCAAAAGGACAGUGGAGCCAUCUGGAAGGCACAUUAUGUGACCCCAGUCUUCCAUCCACCUGGGGCUGGAGCUUGUUAUGGAAAAGGAAUUUGCCCAUGCUUUGGGGAAGGUGUGAUCCACCACGACCCUCCACUGCUCUUUGAUCUCUCACGAGACCCUGCUGAGGCCAAACCUCUAACAGCUGAGACUGAGCCCCUCUUUGACACUGUAAUAAAGAAGAUUAGAAGAGCCACAGAAGAGCAUCGCAGGACACUGACUCCAGUCCCAGAACAGCUCUCCUUCCACAACAUUAUUUGGAAGCCGUGGCUGCAGCCCUGCUGUGGGACAUUCCCCUUUUGUUGGUGUGAUAAGGAAGGUGACAGCACACACAGUUUGUGAGAUGGAUGCCUAACAAGAAGUUCUGUGGCUCUGAGCUCUCUGCUGACAAAGCUGUCAGAAGAUGAUCAUGUCGGGGCACAAUAAUAUUUUUUUUUGUCUUGGAAACAAAAA
Messenger RNA from Nothoprocta perdicaria, 2139 nucleotides. Its product is annotated as arylsulfatase D-like. Gene Ontology annotation, molecular function: arylsulfatase activity. The coding region runs from base 295 to 2028 and encodes 577 amino acids. The record is from RefSeq and is a predicted model, not a curated record. The transcript is spliced from 11 exons. Lineage: Eukaryota; Metazoa; Chordata; Aves; Tinamiformes; Tinamidae.